Messenger RNA from Penicillium paradoxum, 963 nucleotides. RefSeq lists its product as uncharacterized. The coding region runs from base 1 to 963 and encodes 320 amino acids. Lineage: Eukaryota; Fungi; Ascomycota; Eurotiomycetes; Eurotiales; Aspergillaceae. The transcript has a single exon. The record is from RefSeq and is a predicted model, not a curated record.
AUGACCUAUGACCUUCCAGAUCCAGAAUCAGUGACGCUGCACAAGAUCACCCCGCAGCUAUCACGCCGAGAAGACUUCGACGACUGGGAAGGGGUGGUGAUAAAACAACUGCAGGGCCUCAAGCUGCAAAACCUUAUCGAUGAUCAAAUUGAACGCCCAAAACGAUGUGACCCUGCGGCAAAACGUUGGUGGGAUCUUAGUCUACGAGUCAGUAGCUGGUUAUCUGACAGACUGGCUCCCCCAUUGAAGAACGAGAUCGUGCUGAGAGGUAGCAAAGUGAACUUGGCUGAUGACUUCAUGCGAAAGUGCCGACGACAGCUGAAAGCAGAGGGACACGGUGCUAUGGUUAAAGCAACUACGAAGUUCUGGAAGACUAAGCGCACUGACUUUGAUACAAUCACUGAAUUUGUGACGGAAGUCAAGUCUCGAUACAAAACCACCAUGGAUCUUAACUGCGGACUGAGGCCUUACCACGCGCUAGUACUCCUGGUAGACCAGCUUGGUACAGUGCCGGCUCUGUCAAACUUUGUUGGCAGACGGAAUGACAGAUUGGCUCUUGAGGGUGUGAAAGAGCUGAGCACUCGAUUUACCCUCGAAGAUCUGCUUGAAUACAGUCAAGAUGCUAUUGACGAGAUUAAUUUGAAAGGCCUAGACGAAGAAGGUGGGAGCUCGCAAGUAGCCGCUACCAAUCAGCAAAAAGGUCAAAGGCAGCAGAAUCAAAAGCAGCAAGGGCAGGAGAGGCUUAUGAAUUAUCCUCCCGGCAAGAAACCAUAUUGGAAGCAUGCCGAGGAAUGGAGAAAUCACAAGAUGCAGAAAUCAGCAAAUGGGAAUUGCAGUUUUUGCGAUAAACCAGGGCGUGGAGCUAAGAGCUGCUACCAUCUGGUAGUUGAAAACCCUUCCUUCAUACUGGAAGCCAGUCCCGGGACUCUGGUUUUUGAAAGGGAAGAAGACCCAGUUUCAUGA